This is a messenger RNA of Nicrophorus vespilloides, 1926 nucleotides long. RefSeq names its product phosphoglucomutase (gene Pgm1). Gene Ontology annotation, cellular component: cytosol. The record is from RefSeq and is a predicted model, not a curated record. Gene Ontology annotation, biological process: carbohydrate metabolic process. Bases 177 to 1862 code for a protein of 561 amino acids. The transcript has 9 exons. Gene Ontology annotation, molecular function: magnesium ion binding; phosphoglucomutase activity. Lineage: Eukaryota; Metazoa; Arthropoda; Insecta; Coleoptera; Silphidae.
AACUGACGCGACUCGCGGUUUGUCCGCUAUUCGACAUUGAAACCACGUCAAAAUACACAGUAAUCCAAAGAGCCGACGGGAAGGUAUUUCGUUUGAUCCUCGCCGCAUCUCCAGAUAAAGUCGCUUAACUUAAGGACGGAGCGAAGGAAUUUAAAGAAAAGUAAGGUGGUUUCAGGAUGGCUUUGGUAUCGGAGAUUCGAAGCACGACGCCCUUCGAGGGUCAGAAACCAGGAACGAGCGGUUUAAGGAAGAAGGUCAAGGAGUUCAUGGAAAAACAUUACACCGAAAACUUCGUGCAAUGCAUCCUGGACUCUCUAGGCGAUAAGCUGGAAGGAUCAACACUGGUCGUCGGCGGCGACGGACGGUACUUCUCCAAGCAGGCCAUCAACAUCAUCAUCCGCAUCGCGGCCGCAAACAAGGUGGCGAAGCUGAUCAUCGGACAGAUCGGAAUCCUCUCCACUCCAGCCGUCUCCAGCCUCAUCCGCAACCACAAAGUCCUAGGUGGUAUAGUCCUCACAGCAUCACAUAAUCCAGGCGGUAUUCACAACGACUUUGGUAUCAAGUACAAUUGCGAGAACGGUGGACCGGCGCCCACGCAGUUUACCGACGAUGUUUACGAGCGCACCAAGACCAUCAAGGAGUACAGAAUCUGCCCGGAAUUGGACUGCGAAUUCCACGAAGUCGGCACGCAAACUUUCCAAGUCGACGGUCGACAAUUCGUCGUUGAGGUCAUCGACUCCACAGUGGACUACGUUAACUUGAUGAAGGACAUCUUCGAUUUUGGUAAACUGAGAAGUUUGAUCCAAGGAACGGAAACCAGGGAACCUUUCAACGUCCUCAUGGAUUCCAUGAACGGAGUGACUGGUGUUUACGUGAGAAAGAUCUUCCUCGAGGAAUUGCACUCAGGUCAGGACAGCUGUCGCAGGAUAAUCCCUCUGGACAACUUCGGCGAAAUCCAUCCGGAUCCCAACCUGACGUACGCUAAAGAAUUGGUCGACAAAGUUAAGGAGAACCAGAAGAUCCAAUUGGGCGCCGCGUUCGACGGUGACGGCGAUCGUAACAUGAUCAUCGGACAGAACGCCUUCUUCGUAACACCCAGCGACAGUUUAGCGGUGAUUGCCAACAAUUUGAACUGCAUUCCUUACUUCGAGAAGAACGGAGUUUGCGGAUUCGCCAGAUCCAUGCCGACCGGCGCUGCAGUCGAUCGAGUUGCUGCGGCUUUGAACAAGGAGAUGUUCAUUGUGCCGACUGGUUGGAAGUUCUUCGGGAAUUUGAUGGACGCUGGACGGUUGUCGCUGUGCGGCGAAGAGAGUUUCGGCACCGGGUCGGAUCACAUCCGCGAGAAGGACGGGAUUUGGGCUGUCCUUGCGUGGCUUUCCAUCGUCGAGCACAAGAAGAUGAGCGUGGAGGAGAUCUUGCAAGAGCAUUGGAAGCUGUACGGAAGGAAUUACUUCACGAGGUACGAUUACGAGGAGUGCGAGUCGGAUGGUGCUAACAAGAUGGUGGAGCAUCUGGAGAAGUUGUUGGAAGAUGGUAGUUUGAUCAAGAAGGAGUUCGUCGUUGAUGGAAAGAAGUUCGUGGUGAAGGCUGCAGAUAACUUCUCGUACACCGAUCCCAUCGAUAAAAGCUUCACCAAGAACCAGGGAAUUCGGAUAAUCUUCGAGGACGAUUCCCGCCUGAUUUUCCGACUUUCCGGAACCGGAAGCAGCGGCGCCACCAUCCGUUUAUACGCCGACAGCUACGAAAGGGAAAACGUGACCGGAGACGCUCAGACGAUGCUGAAACCGAUCAUUUCCGUCGCUCUUCAAGUUUCCAAAUUGGAGGAAUUCACCGGAAGGAAAGAGCCCACCGUGAUCACAUAGAAGAAGCAAAAGAAAAGAAAUGAAAAAGAAACGUUCCUCUACUUUCCAUGAUACUAUUAAUUAU